Messenger RNA from Condylura cristata (star-nosed mole), 1094 nucleotides. RefSeq names its product abhydrolase domain containing 13 (gene ABHD13). The coding region runs from base 15 to 1028 and encodes 337 amino acids. The record is from RefSeq and is a predicted model, not a curated record. NCBI's taxonomy places the organism in Eukaryota, Metazoa, Chordata, Mammalia, Eulipotyphla, Talpidae. Gene Ontology annotation, cellular component: membrane. The transcript has a single exon. Gene Ontology annotation, molecular function: palmitoyl-(protein) hydrolase activity.
GCCCGAGACUGACCAUGGAGAAGCCCUGGGUGCUCUGGAGCGCGCUGGAGCGCUGGCUGCGGGCCGCGGCCUCCUGGGCGUGGGCCCUCUGCCGCAUCUCCCUCCUGCCCCUGAUCGUGACCUUCCACCUGCACGGGGGCGCGCUGGCGCUCCUGCUGGUGCUCCUGUCCAUCGCGGGCACGCUGUACAAGUUCCAGGACGUGCUGCUCUACUUCCCGGAGCAGCCGCCGUCCUCGCGCCUCUACGUGCCCAUGCCCACCGGCAUCCCCCACGAGAACGUGUUCAUCAGAACCAAGGACGGCGUGCGCCUCAACCUCGUGUUGCUGAGAUACACGGGCGAAAGCUCGCCCUACUCCCCGACCGUCAUUUACUUCCACGGGAACGCGGGCAACAUCGGGCACCGGCUGCCCAACGCGCUGCUCAUGCUGGUGAACCUCAAGGCCAACCUGCUGCUGGUGGACUACCGCGGCUACGGGAAGAGCGAGGGCGAGGCGAGCGAGGAGGGCCUCUACCGGGACUCGGAGGCCGUGCUGGACUACGUGAUGGGCCGGCCGGACCUCGACAAGACCCAGAUCUUCCUCUUCGGCCGCUCCCUGGGCGGCGCGGUGGCCAUCCACCUGGCCUCGGGGAACGCGCACCGCGUCUCGGCCAUCAUGGUGGAGAACACGUUCCUGAGCAUCCCGCACAUGGCCGGCACGCUCUUCUCCUUCCUGCCGGUGCGCUACCUGCCCCUGUGGUGCUACAAGAACAAGUUCCUGUCCUACAGGAAGAUCUCCCAGUGCAGGAUGCCAUCUCUGUUCGUGUCCGGCCUCUCCGACCAGCUCAUCCCGCCGGUGAUGAUGAAGCAGCUGUACGAGCUCUCCCCGUCCCGGACUAAGAGGUUGGCCAUCUUCCCCGACGGGACUCACAACGACACGUGGCAGUGCCAGGGCUACUUCGCCGCCCUGGAGCAGUUCAUGAGAGAGGUCGUGAAGAGCCACUCUCCCGAGGAGAUGGCCAAGGCCUCGUCCAACGUGACCAUCAUCUGACGCGGCCUGCGGGCGCUGUCCCCGCCCCCUCGGCCGCCGGCCCGCGCUCGCUGGGGACUGGCCCGC